This is a messenger RNA of Cydia amplana, 2116 nucleotides long. Its product is annotated as protein fem-1 homolog CG6966. Bases 40 to 2052 code for a protein of 670 amino acids. Lineage: Eukaryota; Metazoa; Arthropoda; Insecta; Lepidoptera; Tortricidae. The record is from RefSeq and is a predicted model, not a curated record. Gene Ontology annotation, molecular function: protein binding. The transcript has 11 exons.
GAACUGUCGUGCAGUGAUCGGUGUGGUUAUGUGGUGAUCAUGUCUUCGGUAAUGUGGGAUUUGGUGCCGGUCCGUUGCCGCUGGAUCGAGACCCUGAGACAUUGCGGCAAAACGCUCCUGCGCCGUCAACGCAAGAUUCUAAGACGUAUCAAAAAGGUGUACCUACACAGUUGGCGCUCCGCAGACGAGCUGAACAUGUUGGUGGGUGCGAAGGUGGGCGGCGCCACGCCGCUGGUGAUCGCCUGCAGGAACGGACACUACGACGUGGCCGAGUACCUCAUCGAGAGGUGCAAGGCCGACAUCGAGCAGCCUGGCUCAGUGACAUUCGACGGCGAGACGAUAGAGGGCGCCCCGCCGCUCUGGUGCGCGGCGGCCGCCGGCCACCUCCCCCUCGUGCGCCUUCUAGUCCGCGCUGGGGCGUGCGUCAACUCGACCACGCGCACGCACAGCACGCCGCUUCGCGCCGCCUGCUUCGACGGACAUUAUGACAUCGUCAAGUUCCUAGUGGAGAGUGGGGCAGAUAUAGAAAUAGCGAAUCGGCACGGCCACACGUGUCUAAUGAUAGCGUGCUACAAGGGUCACAUCCGAAUCGCCAAGUACCUGCUAGCGCUGAACGCCGAUGUCAAUAGGAAGAGUGUUAAAGGCAAUACUGCACUACACGACUGCGCGGAGAGCGGGUCGCUACACAUACUCAAGAUGCUGUUACAACACGGUGCUACCAUGGACGUUGACUCGUACGGUAUGACUCCACUAUUAGCAGCCUCAGUAACCGGCCACACACACAUCGUAGAACAUUUAAUUAACGCAGAAAACGGCCUGGUCACACGACAGCAAAGGAUCGACGCUUUAGAACUGUUGGGCGCCACAUAUGUUGACAAGAGGAGGGACAUGGUCGGAGCGCUCGCGCUGUGGAAGAGGGCGAUGGACGACCGGUUCCCAUCGGACGGCAGUCCUUCAAUCCCCAAGCCCAAAGACGUGCCCCGCAUCGAGGCGUACGAAUGGGCCGCGGAGCCUUGCGACGCUGCCGCCCUGAGGGAAUUAUUAGCUGACCCCGACGCAAUGAGGAUGCAGGCGCUAGUGCUUAGAGAAAGAAUAUUAGGGCCAGCGCACCCGGACACGUCGUACUACGUGCGCUACCGCGGCGCGGUGUACGCGGACGCGGGCCGCUUCGCCCGCUGCCGCGCGCUGUGGCACCACGCGCUCGACAUGCAGCGCGCCGUGCUGCCGCCGCUCAGCCCGCUCACGCAGUCCAGCCUCUACUCCUUCGCCGAGCUGUUUGCGUACAUGCGCGCCGAGCGCGCCCGCCCGCCCAACCGCGGUCGCAUCGUCCCACCCGUCACAUUUGAGGACAUCGACCCAGUAUUCAAAAAGGCUCUAUCAGAAAUCCACCGCGGCAUGGAGCUACUCAAGUCAAAGCUUAGCAUCGAUAGGGAGCAGACCUUAACCACGCUACAGCGCGUCUUAGUAAUAUCACUACACUUAGCAGCUUUACUGGCGAGGCUAUUGGAAGAACCGGAGUGUACUGAGGAAGAUUCUAGGGCCAUACAUCAAGCUGUAUAUUCGCUGGUCAAGUUGGAUAUCAAGGUGCGCGCGGGGCGGUCGGCGCUGCACGUGGCGUGCUCGGCGGAGGCGGCGCGCGCGCGCGCUGCACGUGGCGUGCUCGGCGGAGGCGGCGCGUGGCUGCCCGCGCCCGGCGACGCGGCGCCGUGCCAGGGCGCGCUGCUGCAGCUCAUGCUGCGCCUCGGCGCCGUGCCGCACGCGCGCGACGCCCGGGGCGACACGCCGCUCCACCUCGUCUGCAAGCUAAACCCGUGCCCGGCCGACGUGGUCCGCUCCCUGCUCGAGCACGGCGCGCACAUCGACACCGUCAACUAUGAGGGCGAGACCCCCGCCGAGAUCCUCAAGGCCUCCAACCAGACCCUCGCCUCCAUCAUCAACCCCCUAAAAUACACCACGCUCAAAUGCCUCGCCGCGCGCACGGUCAAGAACUACAAACUACCCUACAGACAUGUCGUGCCGCAGUGCUUGCAUUCUACCAUUAUCAACCAUUGAGCGAACCGAAGCUGUGAGUAUCGGCUACUUUAAUGCGGAAUUCUGUACAUUAGCAGCCUUUAGA